Molecule: messenger RNA, 3830 nt
Organism: Onychostoma macrolepis
Lineage: Eukaryota; Metazoa; Chordata; Actinopteri; Cypriniformes; Cyprinidae
Gene: nudt19
Product: nudix (nucleoside diphosphate linked moiety X)-type motif 19
Exons: 3
Coding region: 119-1300 (393 amino acids)
Cellular component (GO): mitochondrion
Molecular function (GO): hydrolase activity, acting on acid anhydrides, in phosphorus-containing anhydrides
Source: RefSeq, a predicted model, not a curated record
UGUUAUUUUCUCUGUGCUGUCCUUCACGCCAUGUUAUGAUUAGUUGACCGAAGUCGAAAGCUAACGGGACAGGGCACUCGGCACUGGAGUAACUGUGAGCAUGUAAGCGAGGGCCAGGAUGAACACAGCGCUGAAAUACUGGAGGGAGGCGGCGACGGUUAUCUUGGCGGCCGGGCUGAGACACGCUCAGAGCGCGGACUCUCUUAAAACAGGUUUGGAGAAAGUGUCCGCCUUUGAUUAUCAAGUGCUGCUGCUAAAACGGAGCGGCAGCAGCGGCUUCAUGCCCAAUGCCUAUGUGUUUCCCGGGGGGCUGGUGGACGCGUCUGACUUCUGCAGCGAGUGGCAGGAGGUCUUUCAGUCCUUCACGAAAGCGCCAAACUACGGCAUCGGAGUCGUGAAGCAGCCGCCGGAGACCAGGCCGCCCAUUUUCGCCACAGACAGAGCGCAGCUGGGAUCACCGAUCCCCGGAGACGUGGCUUUCAGGAUAUGUGCGUUGAGGGAGACGUUUGAGGAGUCCGGUGUGCUCCUGGCGGUUCCCAAACACGAGGAAAGCGGGAUAUGCGUGCGCACAGGUGAUGCUCGGGACAGUGACCCCCAGCCAACCCUGACCACGCUGAGCGGACUGUGGGACAGAGACGUGCUGUCCAAGUGGAGGUCUCUGGUUAUUGGUGACUCGGCGAAUUUUAUUAAGAUGUGCAAGGAGCUGCAGUGUCUGCCCAACAUCUGGGCUCUACACGAGUGGGGUAACUGGCUGACCCCUGUAGGCAAAUACGACAAGCAGAGGCGCUACGACGCCGCCUUUUACAUCUGCUGUCUGCGGGACACGCCACACGCGCUUCACGACGACAAGGAAAUAGUUGAUUUUAAGUGGUCCAGUCCCACUGAAGUGCUGCGCAGCUAUAGAUCAAAGGAGAUCUGGAUCGCUCCGCCUCAGUUUUAUGAUCUUGGACGAAUGUGCCGGUUUCCAGCUCUCAGAGACCUCCAUCGCUUUGCCUGGCAGAGGUCUUCGGAGGGUUGCGAACAGUGGCUGCCUAUUCACCUGGUGGCGCCUGACGGCUUUGCGAGUAUUUUGCCAGGGGAUGCUCUGUACCCGGAAAAAGAGGACCCUUCUGGAAAGAGCGGCGGUGUGGUGAGAAGUCUUAAAGAGCUCCAGCAGGACAAUGCAGACCUGCACCGUAUCGUUAGUCAGGGUCUAUAUUCAAUAACUGUCCAAAUGAACAUCACACCGAAGUAUAACCACCUGUCUCCUCUCUGUGGUACAGACGAGGACAACGCCUCCAAGAACCAUAGUAAACUCUGACACUUACCUGCCACACAGGUGCAGGACUGAUGGUCCAGCUCAUUUCUAUAUACCGACACGGCACUUGUGCCAUUGAAUGUAGUUCAACAUAUUGCCUCUCUAAUUUGUUAUAUAAAAAUGACAACCUUGUUGAUGUGAACUGCUAGUACCGUGAUUUUUUUUUUAAAGUGCUCUUUUAAUGUGCAUUACAUCUGUUAAUUUUUUUUUGAAAGUUUAAACUGUUACAGUUCUUCGUUAAUGUCAUAUUGCAGAUGAGGCAGUAAAAGGUAAAUGGCCAAAAUUUGAAUGGUCUUCAUUUGUUGAAAGCUCAUCUUUUUCAUGCUUUUUGAGUUUGCUGAAUACAGGACUCUACAAGCAAACAAUAACCUGAAUAAUUGUGUACAAAAAGUUGCAUUUGUCUGAUUGGUUUAUGGCUAGCAUUAUAACCAACCAAUUACAUCAAAUCUGACCGUAGCAGCAGCUAUUGCACAUUUAUUUAUAGUACCGGCUAGGAUAAAUCAUUUAAAUCUAGGUUAAGUACAAUGAGUAAUAAAUCACAAAGUGUCAUUAUUUGAUUGAAAAAUUCUAAAAUCACAUUUAAAUUAAAACGGAAACAUGAUGUGCAUUUCUAGCAUCUUUAAAUUCAGAAAAAAUGAAUUCAGACACCAUGUGUGUGAAUGUUUUCAAACAGUUUAAUCAUACAUAAACUAAAGAUAAACUACCAGAUGACUGCUUCAUGGGUGUCCAUUUUGAUAUAUUUCUGUAGAGACAGUAGCGUGAAAUCCUUAACCAACCUUAUACAAUAUUUGUUUCAGACAUUUAAUAAAUUCUGCACUCUCUACACUUCCAAUGAAAACCACACAACUUAAAUGACAAAACAACUAAAAAAGCCCAUCGUAAUUCAGUUAAAGGCUGUUUUGUGGAGUUGAUUUUUGUUUGCAUUUUGGUUACUUUGUACAGGUUGAUGUUCAGUCAUGGUGUUACUGUCUACAUGCUUCUACUUACUGGGAUUUACAUUGUGAAACAACUUAUGAAGUAGAAAAGGCAAAAUCUGUACAAAUCUUAAAUGUUAAAUACAAUCACUCUGUACCAGUAAUGACAAACAUCCCACAGGAAAUUCUCAGAGUACAUUUAAACUCACAAAACAGCAGCUUAAAAUCUAAAUGGAAAACAACCACCUCAACCCCCAAAUAGAUUAGUCUGUCAGAAUACAUCUUUUUAAAAGAAAAAAAAAAAACUUCCAAAUGUAGCUCUUCAUUUGUGGAGAUGUGCCUUUUAACUAAAGGCUAAGGGGGCAAAGCUGCAGUUGAGCUCUACCAAUCAGUCCAGAACUUCACAAUUUAUACAGAUGUCAGAAUGGGGAAAAAAAAAAAAAGCUUGCAAGCUCUGUAAAACAGACCGACUAUAAGGUUGUAACACAUUUUCAUUAACUGAACAACAUCAAGAAGAGCAUGUGUUUUUGCUGUUGCAGGCACAAUUUAUCUCUAAGGACUCAUUUGAAACCCACUUCAAUUUUUAGAACAAUACAUUGUUAAAACUCACUUUAACCCAUAACCUAAACACACACUGUAUUGUUUUUUUAAACCUUAAACCAUCAAAAUGAGACCGCAUGUCAUUGCAGCAGGAGCCAUAAGCAUGAUGUGAAACAUACUGUAAAUGUAACCAACAGCAACAUGCAAAACUUUUGGCACCACUUUAUUCAUCUGACUUUUUGAAACAGAACUAGAUCACAUUUUGCUGAGGAUUUCAGUGCACUUACAAAAAAACAUGCAUGCUUAAUAUUUACCUGUGACAAGAAAUUCAACUCUGCUCAUUCUAUGCAUUAUUUCAGACUAAUCCUGAUUUUCACACGAUAAGGAAAUGAAAAACAUGUGCCUGUGUUGGCUCGACACACAAAGAAGAAAAAAAGGCAAUUCAAGUGUCUAUUGUAAUGUCACUCUGUUAAUAGAAACUCCCAAAAAUUACAUCAUGCCAACUAACCUAACACAAAAUUACAAAGUUUAUCCUCGAUUUCAGCAAAAUGUGACGAAAACAUCCUCUAAAAAGUUUAGAACUAACAAGUGAGAGAAAGAGGGAAACACACCCACACUUGAACACACAAAAGUGAUUCUAUAAACUGAAUGGCUGCUUUGAGAAGAAAAACAAAAAUCAAAAAGGAGUACAAUUAGAAGCGCUAGGAAGACUGCUGGAAAACAAUAAAAAUCAAUAAAGAACAAAAUCUGAAAAAUGAAAAUUAAAAGCUUCUGCAAAAUCUAGUGGUUAUGUUUGUACGUUCUAGAAAAAUAGACUCUUUGCUCAGAACAAUUUUCAUGAAACUUUUUACACUUUCAGCAGUCUUUCUAACGCUCCCUAUUGGCAGCACAAAUGACAAAUGAACAUCACACAAAGAAACAAACAAAAUAAGUAAUCAAUAAGCGUCAAAAGUUAACAAAAAGGUCAAGUGUGAAAUUUCAAGCGUCAGAGAAGCGAAGAGGACAACGGACUGGACGAUGAACUUUUGACGUCACAUCGACAUGCUAGGCAAACGAUGACAAACGGGCACGAAGAUAUC